AUGAUCACACUGAUAAUUUUCCUACCUAACGUUUCCUAGCAGUACUAUCCUUUACAUUUAUUCACUUUGAGUAUCCUCUAUGGCUUAGCAGCUAUCUCCCUUAUACAAACUUUUAUAACAGAUCCAGGUAAAGUAACCACAGAUUUAAUAGAGUAAAUCAAGUUAAACCUGAAACUAGAGAUACCAUAGAAUGCUGAUGAAAGCACAGAGAAUCUAGAAAUGAGUAGUAGUGGUGAUUCUCAUAGAGAGUUGAACAGAAAUAGAUUAUUAAUAUUUGAACUUAACAGACAAAUCGUUCUCUAGAGUGAGCACUAUCAGCAAAAUGCGGGCAAGGAUCUACAAGCUUUUAACUCAACACAUAGUACUAAUACAUAAAACAACUCUAUGGUGUUGGAUACAUAGGGUGUUGAAGCAAGACUGCCGGUAGUAAGCUAAUUCAAGUACUGUGAGAGCUGUGACUAGCUCCAGCCACCCAGAGCGUAUCACUGUGAAGUAUGCAAUUGCUGCAUUUUGCGCAUUGAUCAUCAUUGUUUCUGGAUGGGCAACUGCAUAGGCUUAUAUAACUUCAAGAACUUUAACUUGUAUCUGCUUUACAUGUCUAAUGCUUGUGGCUAUGUUAUCUUGAUGAUGACUAAUUUCUUUACUAUUGAUGCUCUAGAACUGAUCGAGAUGAUGUUCUACUCCCUGAAUCUGACAGCUGUCACAUUCCUAUCUUUUGGUAUAUACUUCUGUUGUGUCAUAAUGUUACUGAUUAAUAUUAAGCUUUUGAUCAGCAAUCAAACUGGCUAUGAAUUGCAAUUAGACUUCAAAGUUCACCCCUAUAAAUAUAAGGGAUGCCUGGCUAAUAUCAAAGAGAUGCUUUUGGUUGAAAGUAUUUGGGAGAUGUUUGUCCCAUUAAGGCCAUUGCAAAGAGAGUACUCUGAGAUUAUAAUACCUAGAAAUUUACCUUUGGCGACUACAAACUGA
This is a messenger RNA of Stylonychia lemnae, 966 nucleotides long. The record is from the annotation of a GenBank genome assembly. NCBI's taxonomy places the organism in Eukaryota, Ciliophora, Spirotrichea, Sporadotrichida, Oxytrichidae.